UAGGUCGAUGCAAUCCAUACGAUGGGAAAUUUAAUAAGUGAUGUUAUCAGAGAAGAAUUGCAGAAAUGGUAUCAGACAUCUAUUAAACAAUGAGGAAAAUGGUAUUGCACAUGUAGAAAACACUACGGUAGUGGAAGGACGUUGAUGUUUCAUUCUAAAUCUUUCCAUUGUGGUGGAAUGGAAACCACCUCUGUGCAACCAAAUCAGGGUCUGGUGACCUUCGAGGAUGUGGCGGUGUUCUUCUCAGAGGAGGAAUGGGCUCUGCUGGAUCCGGGCCAAAGGGCCCUGCACCGGGAAGUCAUGGAGGAGAACAGCAGAAAUCUGGCCUCUUUGGCAGGACUUAUAUUUCCCAAAGCUGGUCUCACCUACUGGUUGGAAGAAGGAAGCGAUCAAUUUGCCCUGGGCCCCGAGGAAGGAGAGAGACAGCCAGGUGAAGUGAUGGAAUGGGAGGAAAAGGGUGAACAGCAGAAAAAGAAAACUGAAACAAAGCAGAAGUGGAGAAAGACAUUCAUUUCUUCUUACAGUGCUAACUUCCAUGAAGUCCCAGUACAAGAGGAAGGCCAUCAUGGGAACAAGGUCUUUGUAUCAACUUUUAGCUCCCAAGAAGGACUACACAAAGGGGAGAAAUGCUCUGACCAUGGUCAGACCCCAAGGUUUAUUUCCCAUCAAAGACUACACAUGGAGGAGAAACCAUAUAAUUGUUCAGAGUGUGGAAGGAGCUUCAGUGUGAUUUCAAAUCUAAUUUCCCAUCAAAGGAUCCACACAGGGGAGAAACCAUACAAAUGUACAGAAUGUGGGAAGAGCUUCAAUCACAGCACAGGCCUUGCUUAUCAUCAAAGAAUUCACACAGGGGAGAAACCAUACAAAUGCUUGGAGUGUGGACAAGCUUUCAGUGUGAGCUCCAGCCUUACUUCCCAUCAAAGAGUCCACACAGGGGAGAAACCUUAUAAAUGUUCAGACUGUGGACAGAGUUUCAGUCACAGCUCAAGCCUUGCUUACCAUCAAAGAAUCCACACAGGGGAGAAGCCAUAUAAAUGCAUACAGUGUGGGAAAAGUUUCAGUCAUACCUCAGGCCUUGCGUACCAUCAAAGGAUCCAUACAGGGGAGAAACCAUAUAAAUGUGUGGAGUGUGGACAGAGCUUUAGUGUGAGCUCAAGCCUAAUUUCUCAUCGAAGGAUCCAUACGGGAGAGAAACCUUAUAAAUGUCUGGAGUGUGGACAGAGUUUCAGUCACAGCUCAAGCCUUGCUUACCAUCAAAGAAUCCAUACAGGGGCAAAACCGUAUAAAUGUUCAGAGUGUGGGAAGAGCUUCAGUCAUAGCUCAGGCUUUGCUUAUCAUCAACGUAUCCACAGUGGGGAGAGACCAUAUAAAUGCUUGGAGUGUGGAAAAAGCUUCAGUGUGAGCUCAAGCCUUACUGCCCACCAAAGAAUUCAUACAGGGGAGAAACCCUAUGAAUGCUCAGAGUGUGGAAAAAGUUUUAGCAGUAGGACAGUCUCUAUUAGACAUCAGAGAAUCCACACAGGCGAAAAACCAUAUAAAUGCUUGGAGUGUGGAAGGAGCUUCAGCGUAAGUGCAAACCUUACUUCCCAUCAAAGAAUUCAUACAGGUGAGAAACCAUAUAAAUGCUCAGAGUGUGGAAAGUAUUUCCCUGACCACUCACGCCUUGCUCUCCAUCAAAGAAUUCACACUGGAGAGAAACCAUAUAAAUGCUUGGAAUGUGGAAGGAACUUCAGUGUGAGCUCACACCUUACUUCUCAUCAAAGAAUCCACACUGGGGAGAAACCAUAUAAAUGUUUGGUGUGUGGAAAGAGUUUCACUCAGAGCACAAACCUUACUAGACAUCAAAGAAUCCACACUGGUUAGAAGCCAUUUUAGCAUUUGGAAAGAUCUGUGGCCACAUAGAUUCUUAUCUCGGUUCCUAAUAUUAGCUGUAUUCCAUACAGUAGAUUUAAAUAUUGCAAGUACUUUGAAGAAUAUGUGGACUAAAACCUGAUUUUGAGGGUGAUGUAUAUCUUUUUAAUAAGACUUCCCCCGCGGUCUGUGUGUUGUUUGCUUACCUGAUUGUAAAGACGGACAGGGCUGAUGAUUAUCCUAAUGAAUAUUCUCGUGUUACUCUCAUACUUCCAUGUCAGUGCAAAGUGCCCUAACUUGGAUGGCCCAAGCAAGCCUGAUGUCAUUGGAUAUUGCAAGCUAAGCAGGUUUGGCCUUGGUUAGUAAUUGGAUGGGAGACCUCCAAUGAAGGAUAUGGUUUCUAUGCAGAGACAGGCCUAUGUCAAACCACUUCUGUUAGUCUCAAAUAUCUGCCAGUGGGCAGUUAAUAUUAAAUCUUUUAAUUGCUACCAGCAUAGGACUAGACACUUGCACACCCCCACCAGCCACUAAGGCAGUUGGAAUGAUGUUGCUGAGGGAUGCCAAGUACAUACGCCAAGUACAUACAAACACUGAGGGAGGGCUCUAAACCCUCCAAUACUUGGGCCUGGUGCAGCUUUAAGAAUCCACAGAGUGUUUUAAGAAAAGGCUAGGCAAGGCUGAGGUUCCCUAUAUCAUCCUUUGAAGACCACAGUUGUAAAGCAGACAUUUUUCUUUGGAGAUUGGAAAAUUGGAAAGUGAAUUACGCCAGCUCAGAGGAUAAAAGCUGAUGCGGUAGCAUUACUAGUGGACCUAGCAGAACUCACGGCAGGGCAGAAUGGGAUCUUGUUCAGUGACUCUCGUAAAUUUUUGUGAUAGACUAUUACUAAAUGUUAAGCGUUUCCAGCCAGCCAGUAAAGGAAAACUCUACAAACCAGGUUGUUUUUUCGUAACUUGCCAUCUCAUGUUUCUAUGAUGACAAUAACACAGGCCAGAGAUUGACGCCUCCAUGACACACUCAGUGACAGUACUGACAUUCUGCCUAGAAGAAAGUGGCAACAGCAAAAGUCCCUUGACCCGAAAAGAAAGUUACUUUCCACCUUGAUGCUGCACUAACUGGCACGUGAGAUGAUGACUCACUUCCCUAACUUUAAAAGUUACUCAUUUCAUAAUUCAUUAGUUUCAAACGAGCAUACUAACUAGGUGUAUGUGUGUUCUAAAAUGCAUAGCUAACAAUGUUUUCUAGACUCCUCCAUAUUUAUUGUUUUUCAAGACCAAGUUAAAGGAAGGGACAGACAGCGGAUCCAGGCGGAUUAGUCAUUCCAGAUAGUUGUUCACAAA
Messenger RNA from Eublepharis macularius, 3189 nucleotides. Its product is annotated as zinc finger protein 665-like. Gene Ontology annotation, molecular function: RNA polymerase II cis-regulatory region sequence-specific DNA binding; DNA-binding transcription factor activity. The record is from RefSeq and is a predicted model, not a curated record. The coding region runs from base 145 to 1863 and encodes 572 amino acids. The transcript has 5 exons. NCBI's taxonomy places the organism in Eukaryota, Metazoa, Chordata, Lepidosauria, Squamata, Eublepharidae. Gene Ontology annotation, biological process: regulation of transcription by RNA polymerase II.